AUGAGCGUUAGCUCAAAUACCAGGGCCAAAAAAAGCAAGGACAACUCAAUCCUGAAGCCAAACGUUAUUGGCGAAGUUAAAUUUAACUCAACAAUGAAAAAGGCAAAACCAGACAAGAAAAGCAACAACAAGAGAAAUAAUAUGCCAAUGGAAGAAGCAAAUGCUGAAGCUUCAGGAAGUAAGAUAAACCCACAGAUAGUAAUAUUAACAAAUGAAAAAAUAAUAGAAGAUAACGUCAAUACAAACACAGAAGUUAUGGAAGAAAUCGAAAGCAGAAAUAACGAAUUACAAGAAGAUAUUAUAAAUGGGGAAGAAAAUAACAACCAAGGUGAAAAAGUAGAAAAGGUUAGAAAAAUUUUAAAAAAAGAAACAGCAGUUGUCCUGGUAAAAACUGAAGUUUUCAAAGACAAUAGAAUGAUUUCUGCAUUAUACGAUAAUGAAGAAAAAAUGGAAAAGGGCAAGUAA
Diversispora eburnea is the source of this 465-nucleotide messenger RNA. Lineage: Eukaryota; Fungi; Glomeromycota; Glomeromycetes; Diversisporales; Diversisporaceae. The record is from the annotation of a GenBank genome assembly.